Molecule: messenger RNA, 1623 nt
Organism: Ramularia collo-cygni
Lineage: Eukaryota; Fungi; Ascomycota; Dothideomycetes; Mycosphaerellales; Mycosphaerellaceae
Exons: 3
Coding region: 1-1623 (540 amino acids)
Biological process (GO): regulation of DNA-templated transcription
Molecular function (GO): DNA-binding transcription factor activity
Source: RefSeq, a predicted model, not a curated record
AUGGAUCUUAAUACAAGACAGAGCAAGAAACGACGCUUGGACACAAGCCAAUCUUCAGACAACAGCGGCGAUGAGAGCAAGAAGCGUGGGAGACCACGAGUCGAGAAGCAAGACGAAUCAGCCGCAGAUCGUCGUCGAACCCAGAUUCGCAAAGCACAGAGAGCGUACCGCCAGCGAAAAGAAAGCACGCUCGAGGAACUCCGAAGAAGGGUCGCAGACCUUUCCAACGUGAUGGAACUCAUGAACAAGGCAUUUGUGGAUUGCUGCGACCAACUUGMAAUCUCCGCUCUAUCUGCGGAUCAGGCAAGCCAUUUACGCGAUACUGAAAUGCGAUACGAACAUCUAAUGCGGAGUGUUCGAAACCAGGAUGAGAACCAAGUACCAGGGCUUGUCGAGCCCCAACAUCGGGCGUCGAUUACCUCUCGCAGUAGAAACGAAGUACCCACUGUCCUCGAGCCCAAGAACGUCCCCUCCUGGAUGGACGAGUCGGUUCUGGCAAGUACAYGGAGUGAUCCUGCACCCCAUGAGCUUGGAAUGGGCUACACACUUUAUGUGGACCCGGCUCAAAGCAGAGCUUUGGUCCCAGUCCACGAGCGACACUCUUCCCAGAGCGAAUCAUACACCACAUUCCGCGUCGAAGCUCCUAUGCCACCAAUAGGACCUCCACCACGAACUUACAGCUUCCAAGAAACUACCUUUGCCCGCCGACUACACCAAGCAACGCUAGAGGCUGGUUAUCGGCUUGCUCUGGACCCCUCUCGAACUCCGGAGAUAUUCAAUCGGGCAUUCAGGCUGUCUCUCAUGAUCGUUGAUCGUACCAAACUCAUCCUCUUAUUGAAGAACCUACUCGACCGGGGUCCUGAUGAAAGCCUUGACAGUGGCUUCCCAAGGGUCCGUGUAGGUGGCGCAGGGACACACUAUUGCAGAAAAGACAAGUUUGGCGUGCUGCAGCCAAAGAAGCAAGCUCAAAGCCUGGGAACAAUUGGCCCACAAGCAUUGAAUAUUCUGGAACAAGCAAACAUCAAAACCGAUGUGACUGUCGAAAUCACAGGGUUCGAAGGUGAAUGGUUUGACCCGCAUGAUGUCGAGGGCUAUCUCGCAGAGAAGGGCAUAUUUAUUGACCCGGGUUCCUCAUUUGCAGAGGCGGAUGCCGAUAUCGUACCGCCCUCUUCCGCUGUAACCUCUUCAGCGAGCUCCUCGUCCAUGGCCAUGUCACCAGGUUUACAAGAAAUCACGGAGAAUGUAUCUGUCCCGCAGGGAAACAACAAUUGGCCGGCGAGUGCCAACGACUGGGCUGACUUCCCCAUGCAUACCAUGACUGACAUUGGCUAUUCCGAUGCUUCGACCGGAUCCUGGAUGAACUUUCUCCUACCGGGUGAGGCCAUUAAGCAAUGUCUGCCGAACAACACGCAAUGGGAUGACUCGGUCUCGUCGCAAUACAUGUCCGAUGGGUUCCCAGGACCGAGGAGAUCGCCUUUCGUUGAUUCAAACCAGAAUAAGCGGACCAUAAUCGAUGUUGCUAAGUUUUUAAAUGUCUUGGUUUCCUCUUCUCACUGUCUUGGCAACAUGCCUGGAUUCAGAAGAAAAGAUGUCGAUCGUGCUCUGGCGCUUGCUGCAUUUUGA